Toxorhynchites rutilus septentrionalis is the source of this 519-nucleotide messenger RNA. RefSeq lists its product as uncharacterized. Bases 1 to 519 code for a protein of 172 amino acids. The transcript has a single exon. The record is from RefSeq and is a predicted model, not a curated record. NCBI's taxonomy places the organism in Eukaryota, Metazoa, Arthropoda, Insecta, Diptera, Culicidae.
AUGGAUCCGGGUUAUCUGAAAGACGAGGUUAGCAGUAAACCGUUCGAAGAUGGUACAAAGUACAGAAGCGUUGUAGGUGCACUACUCUAUAUUGCGGUAUGUGCACGCCCGGACAUUGCGACAAGUGUCGGGAUUUUAGGUCGGAAAUUCAGUGCUCCCACGGAAGCCGACUGGACAGCAGCGAAACGUGUAGUACGUUACCUAAAAGGUACGAAGAAAUGGAAACUGCAACUUGGAGGUAAAAAUGCUGAAGCAUUGGUGGCAUUUUCGGAUUCGGAUUGGGCAGGAGAUAAGAGUACGCGAAAAUCAACGACUGGAUACGUUGUGUACUACGCAGGAGGAGCAGUCUGCUGGGUGAGUCGUCGGCAGAGUUGUGUAACGCUGUCGACAAUGGAGGCCGAGUAUGUCGCUCUGGCUGAGACGUGUCAGGAGGUUAUCUGGCUGAGGCGACUACUCGAAGAUUUUGGCGAACAUCAAGUGACAGCAACAGUGGCCAUGGAGACAACCAAGGCUGUUUAA